Molecule: messenger RNA, 2292 nt
Organism: Malania oleifera
Lineage: Eukaryota; Viridiplantae; Streptophyta; Magnoliopsida; Santalales; Ximeniaceae
Product: allene oxide synthase 1, chloroplastic
Exons: 1
Coding region: 409-1986 (525 amino acids)
Biological process (GO): jasmonic acid biosynthetic process; sterol metabolic process
Cellular component (GO): chloroplast envelope; chloroplast thylakoid membrane
Molecular function (GO): monooxygenase activity; oxidoreductase activity, acting on paired donors, with incorporation or reduction of molecular oxygen; iron ion binding
Source: RefSeq, a predicted model, not a curated record
AACCAUAAUGCCAAACAGUCCUUCAUUCUCAUUUUCAACCCAAAAACAAAAGCAACUAAAAGCAAAUGAAAAAUGGCACACGUUUCACGAGUCAUUUCAACCGUCAAUGCGCUUCGGAUAGUCUGGGACGAAAAUUAUUUAAAAGAAAACAAAGAGAAGAACAGAAGAGGAGAAAUCUGUAGUGCUUUCGAUAGAGGCGGAGGAGGGCCAGCCCCCACCCCCUGCGUUCCUGUCAAUUGCGCUUUAUCCACAGCACCCACCUAUAAAUACCAUCAGCCUCCAUUAGCCCUCCACACUCGCAACUCGCAACACAUUCCCCACGCUCGCUCUCUCUCUCUCUCUCUCUAAUUGUAUUUAUAUACUCUCUCUCUCUCUCUAAACGCCUCUGCUGUGCAACAGUUGCUCCAAAUGGCAUCAUCAGCUUAUGUGUCCGUGCCGUCUUUGCACACAGGUCUCCCCUCUCGGAGAAGACUGACGCAUGGUAAGUCCUCCACUCGUCGGCUCUCUGUGCGUCCGAUCUCAGCGUCCGUGUCGGAGAGGGCAUCCCCUCCAGUGCCGCCUCCGCCCGUGGCUGCGCCGCCCAAGCUGCCCAUCCGGAAAAUUCCCGGCGACUAUGGUCUUCCUUUUAUCGGUCCUUUCAUAGACCGGAUGGAUUUUUUUUACAACCAGGGGAGAGACGAGUACUUCAAGUCCCGAGUUCAGAAGUACCACUCUACGGUGUUCAGAGCCAACAUGCCGCCUGGUCAUUUCAUUGCCCCCAACCCGCGCGUCGUCGUCCUCCUCGACGGCAAGAGCUUUCCGGUUCUCUUCGACAUGUCUAAGGUCGAGAAACGAGACAUUUUCACUGGAACCUUCAUGCCUUCCACGGAACUCACCGGCGGAUACCGGGUUCUGUCCUACCUCGACCCGUCGGAGCCGAGACACGCCGAGCUCAAGCGCCUCAUGUUCUUUCUUCUCCAGUCUCGCCGCGACAAGGUCCUACCGGAGUUCCACGACAGCUUCACGGAGCUGUUCGGGAACCUCGAAAAGGAGCUCGCCGCGAAAGGGAAAGCCAACUUCGGCGAAGCCAACGAUCAGGCCUCGUUUCACUUCUUGGCGAAAUCGCUGUACGGGAGGGACCCGGCUGAGACGAAACUGGGUCUCGACGGACCCAAGUUGAUCGGGAAAUGGUUUCUGUUCCAGCUUAGUCCUCUCAUGACUCUCGGGCUUCCAAAUUUUCUAGAGGAUCUGCUCCUCCACACCUUCCCUCUCCCGCCGGCUCUCGUGAAAUCCGAUUAUCAGAGACUCUAUGACUUCUUCUACGAAGCAUCCACGCCGGUUCUCGACAAAGCAGAGGAAAUAGGGAUCUCGCGGGACGAAGCCUGCCACAACCUCCUCUUCGCUACUUGCUUCAAUUCCUUCGGCGGGAUGAAGAUCCUCUUCCCCAACAUGCUGAAAUGGAUCGGCCGCGCCGGCGCCCGGCUCCACGCGCGGCUGGCUGAGGAGAUCAGAUCGGCCGUCAGAUCCAACGGCGGGAAGGUGACGAUGGCGGCGAUGGAACAGAUGCCGCUGAUGAAAUCCGCCGUGUACGAGGCCUUCCGGAUCGAACCGCCGGUGCCGUUACAGUUCGGGAGGGCGAAGCGAGACCUGAUGAUCGAGAGCCACGACGCGGCGUUCGAGGUGAAGGAAGGUGAAUUGAUCUUCGGGUACCAGCCGUUCGCCACCAAGGAUCCGCAUAUAUUCGAGAGACCCGACGAGUUUGUGGCGGAUCGGUUCGUCGGAGAGGGGGAGAAGAUGCUAAGGCACGUGCUCUGGUCCUGCGGGCCCGAGACAGAGAACCCAACCGUGGCGAACAAGCAGUGCGCCGGCAAGGACUUCGUGAGUCUGGUCUCCCGGCUUCUGGUGGUGGAGUUGUUCCUGCGCUACGACUCCUUCGAGAUCGAGGUGGGCACCUCCCCCUUGGGCGCUUCCGUCACCUUGACUUCUCUGAAGAGAGCGAGCUUCUAAGGGAGCGGCGGCGGCGGCGACCGCCGAAGGUUAUUGCCCUGCUCGGACGAUUAGUUGUAUCGCAUUACUCGGGUAGUUGGUUGGGUGGCGUUCUUUCCCACGAGUCACCGUACCCCAGACUAAUUACUAUAGAUAUGUACGUACAAUUAGUGCCGUUGGGUCAAUCUCUCAUGUAUUUAUUUGAUUAGUUAGAGUUAAAUCUUUCUUGUAUUUACUUACUCUUAAAUGUUUGUUGUUAAGAGAUUAAAGUUUGAUACAAUAAUGUCAUGAUUUGAAAAUUUAUAAUAGUAUUUAAUUUUUGAGUGA